AUGGCUGUCGAUGUUGAGCCUCUGGAGCUCGGGGACCUAGGCAGCAUUUCUAUCGACUUGGGGUCGGUGGCAAAGGCACUACAACUGAUUGCUGCUCACCAGAAUGCAACGGCUGAGAAAGCAGCUGCAGCUUGGGGGGAAAUCGAGCAACUCCGAGCCCAGUUCGAGGAGAGGGGUGAAGCCACUGAGAAGAUGAGUGCACAGCUGGCUGAUGUGAUUGAGCGAUCAGAUGCUAUGGGUAAGGAUGUGAAUAAAUAG
Molecule: messenger RNA, 258 nt
Organism: Perkinsus marinus ATCC 50983
Lineage: Eukaryota; Perkinsozoa; Perkinsida; Perkinsidae
Exons: 3
Coding region: 1-258 (85 amino acids)
Source: RefSeq, a predicted model, not a curated record